Molecule: messenger RNA, 662 nt
Organism: Hibiscus syriacus
Lineage: Eukaryota; Viridiplantae; Streptophyta; Magnoliopsida; Malvales; Malvaceae
Exons: 2
Coding region: 120-611 (163 amino acids)
Molecular function (GO): RNA-DNA hybrid ribonuclease activity; nucleic acid binding
Source: RefSeq, a predicted model, not a curated record
GCGCAGAAGUUUCUUCAAGCUUGGGAAGAUCUUAAUCCUAGGUCUGCCAUUUGGAAGUUCAUUCCUGCCGUUGUUAUUUGGACUGUUUGGAAGCUAAGUUUGCAGAUUCUGGUAUUUCAAUGGAUUCUCUAAUCGGGGACCCGUCUCUUGGGGAUUCAUGCUUCCCUCUCAACAAAUCGAUGGUUACUACAGUUCCUUGGUCCCCCCCUCCUAAGGGCUUUGUAAAAUUGAAUGUGGAUGCUGCUACAAAUUCGGAUUGGAACAGCAGUGGAGUUGCGGGUAUUCUAAGAGAUGAGGAAGGUCUUAUUCUAGGAUCUUUUAAGGAGGCCACGGGUCCAGGUCCACCUAUUAUGAUGGAGCUAAGGGCUAUUCAGAAGGGCUUAAUUUUCUUUGAUUCAGUGAAAGGAGGUAUUAAUGGUCGUUUAUUGUUAGAAUCAGACUGCAAAUUGGCCGUGGAUUGGGUUAAGAAUGGAACUUUCUGCCCUCAGAUUUUUGUCAGUCUUGUAAGGAACAUAACUAUCAAGCUAAAAGAAGUUGAGGGUGUUAUUAGAUGGGUUGCUAGGGCAGCCAAUAUUGAGGCUGAUGGGAUGGCUAAAUCUGCCAUUGGCUAAUUCCAGUGUAUCUUAGGGGUAUUUUAUUUUGGGUUUUUUCAAAUUGUUGUA